Messenger RNA from Mya arenaria, 2148 nucleotides. Its product is annotated as ankyrin repeat domain-containing protein 40-like. The record is from RefSeq and is a predicted model, not a curated record. NCBI's taxonomy places the organism in Eukaryota, Metazoa, Mollusca, Bivalvia, Myida, Myidae. The coding region runs from base 64 to 828 and encodes 254 amino acids. The transcript is spliced from 4 exons. Gene Ontology annotation, molecular function: protein binding.
UUUGUUUACACUGUUGACAGCUUCGAAGAAAUACUUCAUUGUUGAUUUUAAUAAAAUCAUAUCAUGAAUGUAGAAGCAGCGGAAAAAGAGGAAAAACUGAGAGAAUCCGCAUGUAUCGGAGAUUUAGACCAAGUCAUAAAAUUGGUUGAACACGACCACGUGAAUGUUAAUUCCCAAAAUAACAUCAACGGAUGGACAGCACUACACUGGGCGUGCAAGCGGAACCACAUCGACAUUGUAAAGUACCUUCUUGCUCAUGGUGCGGACAAUGCCAUCCAGAACACUAACAAGGAGCUGGCAGCACAGCUGACUAACACAGCAGAAAUCAGACACAUUCUUGACUAUUCCGGUGGUGUGUCGGAGGCUCCAUCUUUUGCCAUUACCCCCAGUUACCUGAAGUUCCCUGUUUUUCCAUAUGCCAGCAGAGACCCGGUACCACCUGCAAUUGAUUCUCAACACCAUGCCCCAGCCCUCGUUAAUGGGCACACUGGACCAACACUGCGUUCGGACCCAAAUGAGCUUGUGCUGAAAGCAAGAGUGGCAUAUUUGACAGACAGAGACUUUAUAGAGGUGGAAUUGAGCCGACAGACCCUGACAUUUGAAGCAUUAUUGACCAUGCUGACACGGGAGCUCGGUGUGGACCGGAGUCUCGUCCACAAGAUACGCAAGCUGCCCGACACGGUGUUAAGGAAGGACAAGGAUGUGGCUAGGCUCGUUGACUUCCAGGAAGUAGAGCUGGUUUUAACAAACAGGGCCAUGUCAUCCAGCUCACGUGGAUACGCCAGCGAUCUCAGUGACAGCUUCAAACAUGAACAAAUCCUGUACUAAUUAAGUCUAUUGUAAUUCCAAAUUUAUUUAUUGUUGUGAUUUUAAUUUAUUAUUCCGUAGACUAUUACUCUGUUUGAGGUAAGUGAUAAAGCCUCAAGCUUCAUGGACCAAUAUUAAUUAGAAUACAACCUACAUUUACAGCCAAUGAAAUUGCAGAUAGGCAAUCAUUAAGUACUAGGUUAUUUAUUAAGAAUUUCAACUUUCACAGGUGUUAAAAAGUCUGCCUACUGCCGAACAUCUGAUUCACAGUGUGUCAGAUUUUGUGUUGACAAUGUGUCAGCCAAUGAGGUUGUAUUCUAUGUCAGUUAGAUGACUUGCAUUAAAUUCUUAAUGAUUAAGAAGGGCUUGUUAGCUCAGCUCCAUCUGUCCAUUCUUAAUCAUUAAGCUUUGAAUUCAUGUCAUCUAACUAUUACUCAAGGACAGCUAUAGAUUCUAUGAUCUCGACGGCCAUCACGUCUUCCUUUUGGAAAACAUUAAAUGUUGUAUUCCUGCAAUAAAACACCUAUGAAACUGUUAAUAUAAGGAUGCUUUAAACUUGAACAAAUAGAGGCUGAGCUUGUCAUUUGUAUUAUGUUUUAGAUAGAUGUGAGAUAUUAGAUGUAGAAUGGAUAUUCAUUGUACAUGUAGGUGGUUUAACCUUAUUCUCUUUUCAUCAUAUGGGAGUAUUAGUUUUCAUACAGUACUAAUUUUAGAAAAUUGAGUAGUAAUGGAAUGGGAGCCUGUGUGUUGUUGGUUAUAUAAGGGGCUAUAUUUUUUUCUGGCUUUGAAAUUAAUGGAUGCAUGAACUUUUAUUUCCUCCAUUAAAUGAAGAGCUAUUUUGAUGUUUAUAGGCGUAAUAUGUCUGGAAGUUAGUUGUUCCCAGCUUGUGUUUCCAGCUUGCAUACAUGAACAUUCACACUCCAUACUAAGUGCUAACAUCUGUAGCUGUGAAUAAAUAUAUACUAGCAAAUCAUUGGUGAAGUGGCUUUAAAAGCUCCAAAUGUUCUAUUAACUCUUGGCUCUUUACUCUGCAAUGGUCACCUGGGCAAUUGUUUUCAAUCAUCUUGAUUUUAUUACCAGGCAUGUGACUUAUGUGAAAUUACAAAAAUAUGGAAAAAAACUAAAAAGGCAUUUUCUAGCAUUUUGAACAUUGCUAUGAUAGCUGGUUACUCCGCAUUUAUACAUGUUUUGACAGUCAUCAAACCCUCAUUUUUUGAAAAAUUCAGGUGUAUCCCAUGCCAUCUUUUUAAAAUUGUGCCAUAAAUGGACUGUGUACAUGUAUGUUUUAUGAUACUAAUUUGUCUUUAGUAUUACUUGUCGAGAAAUAAAAAUCAAACACAC